Messenger RNA from Myxozyma melibiosi, 2693 nucleotides. Its product is annotated as dynamin-1-like protein-like protein. Lineage: Eukaryota; Fungi; Ascomycota; Lipomycetes; Lipomycetales; Lipomycetaceae. Gene Ontology annotation, cellular component: membrane; microtubule; cytoplasm. Gene Ontology annotation, molecular function: GTP binding; GTPase activity; microtubule binding. The record is from RefSeq and is a predicted model, not a curated record. The coding region runs from base 174 to 2210 and encodes 678 amino acids. The transcript has 5 exons.
AUAUACUGAAUCCUGUGCCCAGAUAUUCACGCGUACGGGGCUCAGGCUCUCUCUGUUGCUUACUUACAGACACUCUCUCCGGCAGCCUGCUACAGCCUAUCCCUGAUAUCAAUCCUCCUCCCCAGCUCUAUUCUCCGUCCCGCUGUAGACUCCAAGCAAAUAGUAUAUUCGCAAUGGAUCAGCAACUUAUCUCCACCGUCAAUCGUCUGCAGGACGCCUUCGCUACUCUUGGACCAACUACCAACCCCAUUGAUCUUCCCCAGAUCACUGUCGUUGGUUCUCAGUCGUCAGGAAAGUCGUCGGUGUUGGAAAACAUCGUCGGACGUGACUUCUUGCCCAGAGGUACCGGUAUCGUCACUCGACGACCACUUGUUCUCCAACUUAUCAACAGACCCGCUACGGAAAAGAGCGAUGACGCCCCGGCUGAUGAGUGGGGUGAGUUCCUUCAUCUGCCUGGUCAGAAGUUCACCGACUUCAACAAGAUCCGCGACGAAAUUGUGCGCGAAACCGAACAAAAGACCGGCAAGAACGCUGGAAUCUCAAACAACCCCAUCAACCUUCGAAUUUUCUCUCCCAAAGUCCUCACUCUUACUCUUGUCGAUUUGCCUGGUCUCACCAAGGUCCCUGUUGGUGACCAGCCCAAGGAUAUCGAGCGCAUGAUCAAGGAGAUGGUGUUGAAGUACAUCACCAAGCCCAACGCUAUCAUUCUCGCCGUCACUGCCGCCAACACCGAUUUGGCCAACUCUGAUGGUCUCAAGCUUGCCAGAGAGGUCGAUCCUGAGGGAACCCGAACAAUUGGUGUCUUGACCAAGGUCGAUCUUAUGGACCAGGGUACCGAUGUCGUUGACAUUCUCGCCGGACGUGUUAUCCCUCUUAGACUUGGAUACGUUCCAGUUAUCAACAGAGGUCAGCGCGAUAUCGAGCAGGGCAAGGCUAUCACCUCAGCUCUCGAGCACGAGCGUGAGUUCUUCGAGAACCACUCGUCUUACCGUGCUAAGGCUCAGUACUGCGGUACCCCCUUCCUUGCUCGCAAGCUGAAUAUGAUUCUUAUGCACCAUAUCAAGGCUACUUUGCCUGACAUCAAGCAGCGAAUUCAGAGCACUCUUGGCAAGUACCAGCUUGAGCUGGCUCAGCUUGGAGACAACACCCUCGGAAGCCCCUCCAGCAUUGUUUUGAACGUUAUCACUGAGUUUUGUAAUGAGUACCGUACUAUUCUUGAUGGUAACUCCCAGGAGUUGUCGAGCAUGGAGCUUUCCGGCGGUGCGCGUAUCUCGUUCGUCUUCCACGAACUUUACUCCAACGGUAUCAAGGCUGUUGAUCCCUUUGACCAGGUCAAGGACGUCGAUAUCAGAACGAUUCUGUACAACUCGUCUGGAUCGUCGCCUGCUCUGUUCGUUGGUACCACUGCCUUUGAGGUUAUCGUGAAGCAGCAGAUCAAGAGAUUCGAGGAGCCCAGUUUGAAGUGUGUCAACCUUGUGUACGACGAGUUGGUGCGCAUUCUGUCUCAGAUUCUGCAGAAGCCCGUCUUCAAGCGCUACCCCGCGCUCAAGGAGAGACUUUUGUCGGUUGUCAUCCACUUCUUCAAGCAGUCGCUCGUGCCCACCAACAAGCUUGUUGCUGAUCUCGUGAGCAUGGAGUCGGCUUACAUCAACACUGGACAUCCCGACUUCCUCAGCGGUCACCGCGCUAUGGCGAUUGUUGCCGAGCGUAUGCAGGCCAGCAAGCCUGUGCAGGUCGAUCCCAAGACUGGCAAGCCUGUUCCGAACGCGCCCCAGAAGGAUCUGAUCAACAGCCCUAUUGCGCCUAUGCCCGGUCUCGGCCAGGACGAGAACGGUGGAUUUUUCAACUCGUUCUUUGCUACCAAGAACAAGAAGAAAAUGGCUGCCAUGGAGGCUCCUCCUGCUGUCCUCAAGGCGUCUGGUGUUCUCUCCGAGCGUGAGACUGCCGAGACUGAGGUCAUCAAGCUUCUGAUCUCGUCCUACUUCAACAUUGUGAAGCGAACGAUAAUUGACAUGGUCCCCAAGGCUGUCAUGCUCAACCUUGUUAUUUUCUCCAAGGACGAGAUGCAGCGCGAGCUUCUAGAAAAGCUGUACAAGUCUGAUGUUGACGAGUUGCUCAAGGAGAGCGACGUUACUCUCAACAGACGGAAGGAGGUUCAGAAGAUGGUUGACAGUCUGCAGACUGCCAGCGAGAUUGUUGCCGGCGUUUAAAUUUGAGAUGGUUUCUUCUUCUUCUUUUAUUUUGCGUUUCCUAGUCGUUUUCUUGUACUGUCGUCUUUAUAUCGAUCGCCUUUUCCCAUCUUUUUUGAUACAGAAAUGACUAUUUUUUUUGCGCCAAGUCAUUAUUAAAACUUACCUUGGCUUCUGUUUCCUGGUAUUAGUUUAUUAUUAAUGCUGCUAUUUUUCCCGUCUUUGUUGCACUAUCCAUUUUGUCUUGUGCCUAUUUUUUAUUAUAUAUAGUUAUAUUACAAAGUAAAAUCGCCUUUCAGAUAUGGAGAAUGAACUUUUCCCGCUGCUUUAUAUAGUUUCUUAUCGUGCAAUUGUUUUAAUUGUUAAAUAGUUUUUUAAUUGAUUUGAUGGUGAUGUUGAGAAGCUUUGAAUGAUCCCGAGAGGGGACUACAUCGUACGAAGCCAUACAGACUCGUACUUUAUGCACGACAGAGGACUGUAGAGCUAUGAAAGCCCUUCUUUUAC